AUGUAUUAUCUGAAAGAUAAAUCCAAUGAGUCAAGUUUGACGUGUUUUCAGUUUCGCUGUUACUUAAUUAAGAGUGAAAAUUAUAUAUAUUUAGUGAUUGAUAUAUUCAAAUUCUUCAUUAAAUAUUCGACGACAUUUAAAGAAAAAAAUGAACGAAAGGAAAUCCAUCGCAAUUCACACAUGUUAUUAAUUCUUUUAUCUCGAAUGUUAUCAAUAUAAUAAAAUAUAUAAUGAUAAAAUAAAUUAUUUAUCACAUGGAACACAGUCGCCUGUUGAAGUUUCUUGUACCAGGAGACGAUAACAAGCACGACAUGGAUGAUGAUAAGCUAUCCUCGCCGACAUUAAAAGUACAACAUGACUAUCAUGAUCCCGAUAACGUACAUGCGAUAGUACCAGGAACGCAGGAACUUAGAGAGGUAGAUGGCGCCACAACCAGUUCGACAAGCACGCAACUAGAGGCCGAAAUUCAAAAUGGCGGCUACACAGUCACGAGGACGUCUUACCAGGAGAUCAGUGAAACGGUCGAAGGAAUUAAGACCACAAAAACAACAGUCACGUUAUCCGCCGAAACGAAUCAAGGAAAAGAGACCACGGAAGAUACGCGUCCAAAAACCAGAAUACCUAAAUUAAAAUUCAGGCAAGCAGCAGAGAGACUCGCUGCUGAAAGGAGAAGGAAUAGGCAACAGCAGGAGAAGCCGAAAUUGGAGAGUCUCAUACCAGUAGCGAAAUCCUCGACCGUGAAGCGAAGCAGGUUCGGUGGAACACCGGCAUUGACUGCGAAGCCGGUUGUUGUGAAACGCGAAACGAGGAAGCUGACAGACUCAGAGCCGGACGAUGAAUUCGAAAAGAUAUACGAAGAGAUAGCGAAUAGUGCAAGCGAAAUUGACACUAACAUACUAGACGUUAGAAUCGAAGAUCCCGAGAAUCUAGAAAGCAAAUUUGAGGAGAUCGUUCAUGAUUACGACGAAAACAGAAUCCAACCAAUCAGGAUCCCAAAGUUUCCGCGACGCCUCACGCAUCGUACAAGCGAAAAUCUACCUAAAAUCAAUAACGAAAGGAUUAAAAUACGCAAUCCUAAAUUGAAAGAAUUAGCAACGCGUGUCCAGGAUGACAAUGAAAAUCUCGGGAACACUAAAUACGUAAGGACCCUUAGUGUUGAUGCAAUACGUGAUCUAAAGCAAACCACAUACUCAAUAGAACUUGGCUCUGAUAGUAAACGAAGUAUAUCGAUUAGUGAAGCUAUCGAAAAAACUCCUAAUAACGAAAACUCUAUUAAAUACACUAAAAUAACAACAAAUUUAAAAAUAGAAGACCUUAAAAUGAGACAGUCAGACGAAUUUACCUCUGCCACUGCUGAUACAGCAAAUAUUAACAAUAACGUAACAGCCGAAGACGAUAGAAAGUUACAGGCUAAUGCUGUCAUAGAAGCCAAAAUUCCUCAAGAUAUUUCCCAAGCAUCAAAGUACACUGAAGAUGCAGUUGUGAAACAAAACAGUCAUGAACACAGUGCAGAUAAAAUAUCGAAUUUCAACGAGACUGACACUAAUCAAGAUGUACCAGACGCACCAAGCGACAUGAUUAUCAGUAAUGGCAGAAAAUCUGAAGACGCUAUCCAAAAUUCCAAUGUAACUAAACCUGCAAAUCUACACGAGACUGGAUUACGAAAAGAUACAAAAAGUUUAGAAGCAACCACACGUAAAUUUAAUAUAAAUACAGAAAAUCAUUUUACCGAACUAAACAACAAUGGAAGGAGUGUAGAAGAUUUGAAUCACUACAAUCGAAUUGACGAUGAUAAUAAACAUCUUAAUCAAAAACCAAUCGACACUGAAGACAAUAAAAACGCAUACGAACAAACAGAAGUAGAAAGUCUAACUGUAGCGACAAAACAAACUUACGGAAACGUUAAGGAUGACACAAUAAAUCCAGCCGCUAAAUACAAAAUAGACAAAAAAGAUACAAAAGAUAAAUCCGACAUCUCUAACAGAGAACUAGACGGAAAAGGUGAAUUCGAAGUGGUUAAAGGAAAUGCUAAAGAUGACACAAUAAAUCCAGCCGAUAAAUACGAAAUAGGUAAACAAGAUAUAAAAGAUAAAUACGAGAUCUCUAACAGAGAAUUAGAUGUGAAAGGUGAAUUCGAAGUGGUAAAAGGAAAUGCUAAAGAUGACACAAUAAGUCCAGCUAAAUACCAAAUAGACAAAAAAGAUAUAAAAGAUAAAUCCGACCUCUCUAACAGAGAAUUAGAAGUAAAAGGUGAAUUCGGAGUGGUAAAAGGAAAAGUGGCUAGGUUGGCCAAGCUUGACUCGGAGGGUGGCACCGAAAGAAAGAUUUCAGAACAAAACUGCGAAGUCCCUAAGAAGAAAAGUAUAUUAUCCAAGAUAGCAUUGUUUGAGCGUCAAGAUGUCAAUGACCUGAGUCCAAAGAGAAAGAAUCGUCCACCUAAAAUUGAAAUUUACAAUUCAAUAGAAAAAGUGCACGUGCACACUCCGAAAAUCGUGGACGAAGUCCUGAAACCAGUGCAAGAAAAAAUAAACGUUAACGUCUCAGAAAUAAAGGGCAAUGUCGUAUCCACAAAUAAAACUUUACACAAUGCUUCCCUUGAAACUAUAAAGAAAAUUGAAACAAAACGCGCUGACGUUGACUAUAUAAAAGUAACGGAGACAAAAGUCGAAAGAGCCACUAGUCCUAUUUGGAAAAUGGACUUUAAUGCCAUAUUGAAUAACAGCGAUAGUCCCAUGUUAGUUGAUGCGCCGGUAAUUUUACCGUCACCAAACGUAAUUGGAAAAUCAUUCGACGGCGUCAAUAGAGAUGAAAUUUCAAAAACCGCUGUGACCGAACAGAAUAACAUUUCGAAAGAAAUAUUAACACCUGUUCACAGGAAUUUCGACCAAAACUCGACUGCAGAGAUUCGAUAUUCAAAUGAAACUAUUGAUUGGAGAACAAAAAGUAUGAGUAAAUUUUCUAGGACCACUUCACACGAAAAUAAUCUUAAUUCACCGAAACUUAAAACCGAUACUCCCGUACCCAAUGAUAUUGAAAUAAGAUUCACUGGAAGCAAGUUUGAAUUCUCAACGAAUCGAAUAAGUGAAUCGUUCGAUAAUAGUCUUAGAAUCCAACAAAAUAAUGUUGAAAAUAGAAUAAUUAAGGAACCCAAAUCGCCUAGAAUCUUCGACAGACCGAGCACAGAAGAAAUGAUAAACAGAUUCGACGUUAAAAAGACUACAAAUGAAAACAAACCUUAUGUUUCAAACAACAAGGACGUUAAAAUUAGAACAGAUAUUCGAACGCCGAUUUUUGAAAAAGAAUUAUGGACGAACAAAUCAUUUGAAUAUAAACCCAGUCACGUUAGAAAUAAAGACGAAAAUUACAUCAAAUUCGAAAAUGACGCCGGAAGGAAUUACCACAGUUUAAAUAAUAAUUUGAACGUCACUAAAUACAACGAUGAAAGCGUUUUUAGUUCAGACAAAAAUGAGCCUAAUCUUUGUAGCGUAAGGCAUAGAAUCGUCGACGUGGAGAAACGCUCGAAGUCGCUCGCCGAUUCUCAAACUGUCGGUAAAGCGAAUAAUAGUUUUUUAAGCCGAAUGAAAUCAGUUGACAGAUUUGAAAACGUCAAACGGGAUGGCGGCGUCAAAGAUUUGGCGGGAAAACUUUCAGUGUCGGAGAGAAUCGCCUUGUUCGAAAGGAAGAUAACUUCGGUCAAGAUGGAGGAGUCUCCCGGAAGCGGGCGUCGGCGUUUGGACAACGGCAAACAAAAACGAGACACGAGAGACCUCACAGAUGAACAAUAUAAGACCAGGGUCGCAGAACUGAACGAAGCUAAGCUGAAAGGGAGCGUGAAGGAAGUGGCUACUUUGAAACUACGCGACGGGACAUUCAUGCCGGUCAUAGCCUUGGGCACGGCUUUGCUUCCUCCACGGUUAGCAACGGAAAUAGUCGAGACAGCUAUUGAUAUGGGCUACAGAGCUAUAGAUACCGCUUAUAUUUACGGCAACGAAAAGCUCAUAGGAAAAGCGAUCAAGAACAAGAUUGACGACGGCACCGUGAGGCGAGACGAGCUCUUCAUUAUGGGUAAAUUGUGGAGUACAUUCCAUCGCACUGAUCUGGUGGAGACGGCCUGCAGGAUUUCACUGGCAGACCUGGGCUUGGAGUUUUUCGACCUCUUCCUCAUCCACAAUCCAAUGUCUUUGAAGGAAGGCAACAGUUCUAUACCGAAGAUAUCAUCAGUGAUCCAAUACUCUGAGUUCGACUACAUGGACGCCUGGUUCGGCAUGGAAGACCUCGUAGCGAAAGGCUUGGCCAAGAACAUCGGGGUCAGCAACUUCAAUUCGACCCAGAUCCAGAAGAUUUUAGACAAAGGCAAAGUCAAGCCCGCCGUUAACCAGGUCGAGUGUCAUCCGUACCUGACUCAGCAGCGCCUCCACAAGUUCUGCGAGGAAAAGGAGAUUAUUCUGAGCUGCUUCAGCGUACUAGGGUCGAAGGGGACUCCGACAGAAUACAAGAGCAACAACUUCUCCGUCAUCGAUGAUCCCCUGGUACAAGUGAUGGCUUCCGGCCUCGGGAUCACGCCCGCCCAGCUGCUCAUCAAAUACCAGAUCCAAUGCGGUCACAACGCCAUCGUGAAAGCCUCCACCGGAGCCCACCUGUGGGACAACCUUCAGGCGCUGAAUGUAGACUUAACCACGGAACAUAUAAACGCAUUGAACGCCCUAAACAAAAAUAAGCGAACCUUCACAUUCGUUGGAAUGGGUGAAACUCACAAAAACUACCCGUUUUUAGCGCCAUUUUAAAUUUACAAAACAUUCAUGUUUUUAAUUUUUUUCAUAUUUUUUUGACAUAAUUUUAUAGUUUUAAGUAUUAUUUUGACAUUAUAAUAUUAUUAUUUUUUGCGUUUCAACGAACGAUGUCGUUGUAAUAAUUACUUGUAAGUCUUCAAAUUAGUUCAAACGUCCAGACACAUUUUUCAAAAUGGCGUAUUUUGACUUUUUAUUAACACUUGUAAAUACGCACUGGUAUUAUUUUAUUAAUAUAUUAUUACAAUUUUUUUUACUGAAUGCCUCGCAAAAUAUGGCUGGACGGAUUAAAAAUUAAGUAACUCUAGAAUAAGUGAGUAGGGAAAACGUCACAAGUAUAGUUUUAAACAAACCAUAAGUUUCAUUAUAUCUGUUUUGUAUACAUGAUAUUCAAAAUUUCCUAAUUAUUAAAUAUUAUCAAGACUUGGAGCGUAUCGGUCUUCGUCGUCACAAUAAUAAUUGUCGGGACAUUAAUAACAACUUUACCGUACAGAGCAUUAUCAGAGUAUAUUUUUGAAUUUUUACGAUAUUUUUUAAGACAGCGUCAUCUCCUAUUACCAAACAUAAGUAAUUGAACAUAUGGUCGUGUAAAGAAUAUUUUAAAGCAUUAAAAAAACUUGGAGCGUAUCGGUUUUCGUCGUCACUGACAUCAAAUAAUAAUAGUCGGGAUAAUAAUAUUUCUAACGUAAUUCUCACUCAAUACAGAGCAUUAUCAAACUAUAUUUUAGUAUUAAGAUAAUUUUAAUGCAGCGCCAUCUCUUGUUAACGGACGUAAUUAAUGGCACAUGAUGACGCGGUAGAAUAUUUUGAAAGGAAGUUUUUUUUUUGUAUUCAUUCCAUUAAGUGAUUAUUAUAACUGGCGGCCUAAUAUUGACAUGGUAAUAAAAUAAUUAAUGAUGUAAUAAUGUCAAUUUAUGAAUACAAUUU
This is a messenger RNA of Bombyx mori (domestic silkworm), 5714 nucleotides long. RefSeq lists its product as uncharacterized. Gene Ontology annotation, molecular function: aldose reductase (NADPH) activity. The record is from RefSeq and is a predicted model, not a curated record. Lineage: Eukaryota; Metazoa; Arthropoda; Insecta; Lepidoptera; Bombycidae. The transcript has 14 exons. Gene Ontology annotation, cellular component: cytosol. The coding region runs from base 255 to 4784 and encodes 1509 amino acids.